This is a messenger RNA of Rodentolepis nana, 369 nucleotides long. NCBI's taxonomy places the organism in Eukaryota, Metazoa, Platyhelminthes, Cestoda, Cyclophyllidea, Hymenolepididae. The record is from the annotation of a GenBank genome assembly.
AUGUCUAAAGGACCGGCUGUUGGAAUUGAUCUUGGUACUACUUUCUCUUGCGUUGGUGUAUUCCAACAUGGAAAAGUGGAAAUCAUAGCUAAUGACCAGGGCAAUCGCACUACCCCCAGUUAUGUCGCUUUCACCGACACCGAGCGUCUGAUCGGUGAUGCUGCCAAGAACCAGGUGGCUAUGAAUCCUACCAACACUGUUUUCGAUGCCAAACGUCUCAUUGGUCGUCGAUUUGAUGAUAGUAUUGUGCAGGAUGAUAUGAAACAUUGGCCCUUCCAUGUGAUCAACUCCGGUGGCAAACCGAAGAUCGAGGUGGAGUUCAAGGGUGAGAAGAAGUCGUUCUUUGCAGAAGAGAUCUCCUCCAUGGUG